AUGAUCGUUAUGAAAGCCCAUACCACCCGUCUACUCAUAGCCCUAUCCCUCUCCAGCAUCGGCUGGGCCGGAGUCGCCAAAAGAGACCCCGAAGCGCUGCGAUUGCGAGCUUCAUCCACCGUCACCGCAGACUCACUACACAACAUCCACGUAGAAUUCCUCGACAGCGCCUUCGAGGGCGAUAUCCAGCUGGUAUACGGCGACUGCAGCAUAAGCGACGCCAGCCAGCGCCAUCAUGAGAUCGGAACCGUGUUCGUCAAACGCGAUGCGCAACCUGAGCGUUUCGUCUGGAUCACCCCGUCGGAUAUCCCCCAUCUGCAAUGUCUGCACGUCUUCUCCGGCUCCUCGCUCGUCGGCCGGUCUUCACCCAUCUCGGUAGCUGCACCAGUCGCCAAACGUGCGUCCAUCGCCGACGUUGCUGAUGCGAUGGGCCCCUGGUUCGACGGCGUCGCGUACAUGAAAGCCAAAGAGCCGAACAAGCAUGUCGUGGCCAAGGCAAAGGACUCGUCUGUUGCGAUUGUGGGCGGAGGCAUGUCCGGUCUGAUGACGAGUCUGCUGCUCGAGUCUGUCGGGAUUCAUAACUGGCACAUCUACGAGUCGUCUGGAAGAGUCGGGGGACGCAUUCGUACAAAGUAUCUGAACAAUACCCGGCCGGACGAGUAUCAGUACCAGGAGAUGGGUCCGAUGCGGUUCCCUGUGAGCAUCAAAUACGCGGAGACGAACGAGACGCUCGACAUCCAGGACCACAAGAUGGUCUUUCAGCUGGCUGAUCUGCUCAACGAGAUGAAUGCCAAAAAGCCGGACCUGCAAGUCAACUUCGUUCCAUGGACUCAGCGCAGUCCCAACGUUCCAGCGUCGUCCGGAGGGAAUCGUCUCGCCGAUGGCCGUAUCCCGACUGCUGCUCAGGUCGCAGCCAAUUCGACCUUGGUCUACUCAGCCGCUUCAUCCAAAGCUACCGCUGCCGAGCAGGCGGAAGAAGCAUACUCGAACUGCACGCACAUGGAUAUCAGCGCCAUCAAGCAAAUGGCGAGCAACAUGUUCAAAGCGCACAAAGCCGCCGUGGAGGACGGCAUGUUCCACUGGUCUGAAGCCGGGUACCUGCGGUACGCAAUGGGCUACGAUACCAACAUCACCGACUACGUCGCCGGCAGCGACAACUCGCCCAUCUGGGGCGAGAUGUACGAGAACGUCUACUUCGCAGCCACGGAAUGGCGAACAAUCGACAAGGGUCUCGAGUCGCUCCCGCGCGCCAUUUACCCACAUGUCGCAGAGAAGACAACCCUCAACCGCAAAGUCUCCGGCCUAUCCUGGAACGCGACAUCGGGCAAGAUCGCCGUCAACUGGCGCGAGGACCCCUUCCAGAUGACCCCCGAGGGCAAAGAGUACGACUACGCUGUCGUCGCCGCCCCCUUCAGCAAGGUCCGCCUGUGGGAGCUGCCGCGCUACUCGUCCCUCCUGAGCCGCGCCAUUGCCACGCUCAACUACGACCCCGCCUGCAAGAUGGCCCUGCACUACAAGUCGCGGUUCUGGGAGCACCAGCCCAGUCCGAUCUUCGGUGGCUGCGGCUCCGUCGACGUCCCCGGCGUCGGGUCCGUCUGCUACCCGUCGUACAACAUCAACGGGACCGGCCCGGGUGUAGUACUCGCGUCGUAUCUCAGCGGCACGGGCGCGCGGUCGACGGCGGCGCUGAGCGUGGAGGAUCACGUUGCGCUUGUGCAGCGGACGAUGGUGGAGAUCCAUGGACCCGUCGCGGAGGAGGAGUUCACGGGUGUCUACGACCGCCAGUGCUGGGAGUUUGACGAGCACCAGGCUGGUGCCUGGGCUGGUCCGCUGGUCGGCCAGCAGGAGCUCUACCUGCCUGCGUACUACCAGACGGAGUUCAAGACGAUCUUUGUCGGGGAACACACCAGCUACACGCACGCAUGGAUCUUUUCGGCAUUGGACUCGGCUGUUCGCGGUACGACGCAGUUGCUGCUUGAUCUGGGGCUGGUGGAUGAGGCGAAGAGUAUUGUGAAUGAGUGGAUGGGUCGCUGGAUCUCGGUAUAA
Aspergillus clavatus NRRL 1 is the source of this 2046-nucleotide messenger RNA. RefSeq names its product flavin monoamine oxidase family protein. NCBI's taxonomy places the organism in Eukaryota, Fungi, Ascomycota, Eurotiomycetes, Eurotiales, Aspergillaceae. The record is from RefSeq and is a predicted model, not a curated record. The coding region runs from base 1 to 2046 and encodes 681 amino acids. The transcript has a single exon. Gene Ontology annotation, molecular function: L-amino-acid oxidase activity; polyamine oxidase activity. Gene Ontology annotation, biological process: amino acid catabolic process.